AUGGUUGUAGUCCAGGGGAAAAAAAUACAGAAAAUAAUUACCGUCAAACGAACCACCUCAAUACUUGCCUUUAUUUAUAUACUGACAUUGCUUUCAUGGGUACCCCUCUACAGUUCAUCGUACCUCGACUGGAAAUUCUUCCCAGACAGAAAUCAGACUCUCAUAGGUCUGAUCUUCAUUAACAAGGAGCAGUUAUUUACUGCUGUUUGUUUCAUCAACGCAUUCUUUGGAGUUCUAUCCCUACUGGUCAUUGUUAUCUUCACUACAAUUUUAAUCUGCCAGCUGAAAGCAAAAUCUGAGUGGCGAAAAUCUGCAAAUGUCCAGAAAGACAAAGCAGAAUCCAUGAGCAACAGGGAUAAAAGUACUGUUGUUAUGGUGGUACUAAUAUCAGUUAUUUUAAUUAUUUGUUACACGCCAUCUAUUAUUAUUUCUUUAGUAACGUAUUGCUACACAGAAUUUAGUGUCGAAGGAACGUAUUUCUUCCUAUAUCAGAUAGUUUGGUCAGGCGCAUUUGUACUAGAAAAUCUAAAUUCCAGUGUUAAUAUUUUAUUGUAUCUCAAAAUGAGUUCAAAAUAUAAAGCUAUUUUUAAAAACCUUUUCUUCCUGUGA
Messenger RNA from Candidula unifasciata, 609 nucleotides. NCBI's taxonomy places the organism in Eukaryota, Metazoa, Mollusca, Gastropoda, Stylommatophora, Geomitridae. The record is from the annotation of a GenBank genome assembly.